AAUAUAUGUAGUAUUUAUUCUAUAUCUACCUCUUCUACUUUAACAAUAUUUUCAUUUGAAUUAAGUUCUCAUUUUUAAAUUGUGUUAUACCUAAAAUACCUUCAGUAAUUUAUUGGAAAACAAAAAUGUCCAUUAAGUUAACUAGUUUAGUGAUUUUGGCUGCUAUAACCACAGAUAUUGUGUUCAGUGCCCCAACACCCUCAGACACAAAUACUGAGACAAAUUCUGAAUGCAAUUUGAUAACACAACUCAUAGAUAGCAAAUACCCACUGACUGACCCAAUAGUGUUGCCUGAUGGCAGUGUCAAAUACCGCAUAGCUAUUAUCAGUGACUUGGAUGGCAACUCGGUGAGCCCAAACAUGGCUUUAACGUGGAUCAGUUACUUCAAAAAGGGGUAUUUGACUUAUAAUUCAGCCACCAAAAAUGUCUUGAUUGAAUGGGAUUCCACGAAUAACGGUCAUCAAUUCAAAUCGAAUUUGGCAACGAGUGGACGAGGCUUAGAGCUAUCAGAAUUGGUUACCUAUAAUGGUAAUUUAAUAACACUCGACGACAAAACUGGUUUGGUUUAUAUAAUCGAUGACAAUGCUUUGAUACCUUGGGUAUUGGUUGUUAAUGGCAAUGGACGAAAAACAAAAGUAAUGAAGAACGAAUGGGCUACAGUCAAGGACUCGAAACUCUACGUGGGCUCGCAUGGAAAAGAAAUGGUGUCAUCCGAUGGACUGACAGUCACCGAUCGUGGAUUAAUGUGGGUGAAGAUCAUCGACAAGGCUGGUGGUGUACAGCACUUAAACUGGACGGAAAACUUCGUCAAAGUCCGGGCGGCUAUCGAUAUACACUUCCCAGGGUACAUGACUCACGAGGCAGUUGUUUGGAGUGACAUCCAUCAACGCUGGUUCUUUUUGCCAAGAAAGGCUUCUAUAGAUCCAUUCGACCAGUCGACUGAUGAACAAAAGGCAACAAACGUACUGUUGUCCGCCACACCGGCUUUUGAUGACAUUAAGGUGGUACGCAUUGGCCAACUGGUACAUAACCACGGUUACGCAAGUUUUAAAUUUAUUCCUGGAACUAAUCACAGCGUGAUUGCCGCCAUCAGUACACUAGAAGAAGGCGACACCACAGCCACAUUUAUAACCGUGUUCACCAUCGAUGGACAGAUUAUUUUCCCGGAAACCAAAGUUUCUGAUCUUAAAUUUGAAGGAUUCGAAUUUAUAUAAAUUUAUUUUUAUAUAAUAUUAAUCAAUUACAUUUGUUUUUGAAAUAUACAAUUUAUAUGAAUACACAA
Messenger RNA from Rhopalosiphum maidis (corn leaf aphid), 1282 nucleotides. RefSeq names its product soluble calcium-activated nucleotidase 1-like. The transcript has 4 exons. The record is from RefSeq and is a predicted model, not a curated record. Gene Ontology annotation, molecular function: UDP phosphatase activity; GDP phosphatase activity; calcium ion binding. The coding region runs from base 126 to 1214 and encodes 362 amino acids. Lineage: Eukaryota; Metazoa; Arthropoda; Insecta; Hemiptera; Aphididae. Gene Ontology annotation, biological process: proteoglycan biosynthetic process.